GGAAGAGCUCCGAAGUUGUCCGAAGUCUUCCACAAAACCUUUCUUCUUCUGAGAAAGAACAUAUUGUCAAAAAAAAAAACACUGAAAAGAGUAAAUUAAACGAAUAUGAUUCGCGCGGCUGCCAAAUUUUCAAGAGCAGCAGCAGCCGCAACGGCUCGUGGCCGCACGAUCUCGGUUAGAGGAAGCCUUGUACGAUACUCGACGCCACUGAGAUUGAUCCACGGUGAAAUCAGUGUUCCAAACGCCAAUCAUGUUGCUAUUCAGAUGGUUAAUUACGCUCUUUCUCACGCUAGGUCACAAAAAUCAGAUGAAUCUUAUUCCCAAGGGAUGCUAGUGCUUGAACAAUGCCUUGGGAAUCAACUGAACGAUGAUCAGGCUUCUCAAGAUUCUAAAGCAACAGUCUUGCUUGCCAUGUCUGAUCUUUUAUACGAAAGUGGGAACCGUAGUGAGGCCAUUGAACGCCUCAAGCAAGUCAUGACUCUGACACUCUCUUCGUUGGCUAUUAGAGUUGCUGCUGUGGAAGCCCUUGUAGGUCUGCUGAUUCAGUCAGGACAGGAUGAUGCUUCAUUGGUUGUUGCUGACGAAUUUCUGGAAUUGGUUAAAGAGAGUGGCCAUGAAAAUCAUCAAGAUGUGGUUGCUACAGCUAAAGCGAUCAAAGGCCUCGCUGAACUUGUGAAAGGAAAUAUCGAAUCUGCCGAAUCUUUAUUUCGGGGACUUGAGAAUCAUGAAGGCUGCAAAGGUAACUUGGCACUUUCUUAUGGUGAAUUCUUGCACGCCACCGGAAAUUUUGAAAUGGCAAAGGAGGUUUAUCAAAAGGCAAUUCAAGGAGUUACGGAGACCAAAGAAUCUAUGUGCUCUUGUAACAUGAAUUUGAAGGCAGUCUCGCUGGCAGCCACAUCUUCUCUGGGUCAGCUCGAGUCACACAUGGGAAACUUUGAUGUUGCGGAGACAACACUGACACAAGCAUUGUCAAUCGCUGAGGAAUAUCAUGGAGACAGUCAUCCUAAGGUUGGUGUAAUGUUAACCGCUGUGGCUCUGAUGUACGGAAACAAAGCAAGGCAAGAACGCUCGAGUUCUAUCCUGAUUCAAGAGGGUCUCUUCAGAAAAGCGUUGGAUCUCAUGAAAGCACCUCCAGUGGAUUCACAAGGGAUAAUUAACAUGGAAAAUCAAGAAGUAAUGGCUCUAGCAAGAGGAGGGUAUGCAGAGCUACUACUGAUUCAAGAGAACAGAAGAAGCGAAGGAGAGAAAAUGAAAUCAUGGGCUGAAUCAGCGUGGAGAAACAGACGCAUCUCUCUUUCAGAAGCAUUAAAUAAAGCAGCAAUCAUAGAUGCUCGCACCACUCGUGUACUCUAAAAACCAAUUUAGCAAUAGUGGUUGUGAAGAGAAAUCUCAAAAGAUUCAAACUUUCUCAUAAACAAAUGUUGACGUUUUUGAUGUGUUACACUUAGUAGAUUACAUUACAGAGGAAGAUCAAGUCCUUUCCCAAUCUCUA
Messenger RNA from Camelina sativa (false flax), 1492 nucleotides. RefSeq lists its product as uncharacterized. Gene Ontology annotation, molecular function: protein binding. Lineage: Eukaryota; Viridiplantae; Streptophyta; Magnoliopsida; Brassicales; Brassicaceae. The record is from RefSeq and is a predicted model, not a curated record. Gene Ontology annotation, cellular component: mitochondrion.